Molecule: messenger RNA, 1606 nt
Organism: Ilex paraguariensis (yerba mate)
Lineage: Eukaryota; Viridiplantae; Streptophyta; Magnoliopsida; Aquifoliales; Aquifoliaceae
Source: the annotation of a GenBank genome assembly
UGGCUAUACCUAAAUCAGAUUAGCAGACAGAUCCAUGCUCGCUGUUUGAACCGCCGCUUGAGAAGACUAAAAACGCAACACCGCCACCGCCACAGCCACAGCCGCUGAGACAUUUAAACUAUAAAUUUCAUGUAAUGUCGCAGGCAAUUCAUCUAAUCUCCAGGAACGUCCCAGGUUAUGUGCCAUCAGAUGGCACAUGUCUCCCAUGCUCAGGAGUUUCUGGGAGAGCAGUCAAUGUGUCACCUUGCUCUUCUCGUGGUGACUACAAAACCUUUUCACUGGUCAAGAAUGUAACUUUAAAAUGCGAUUCCAAGAGCAACUCUUCAGUAUGCAACGCAAGCUCUAGUAAUCACAGGAGAAACCAAGAUUUCUCAAGGCAAAACAAGCACGGGUUUUCACGAAGCUGGAACAGGCAGAAUGAAGAGAGAGAUGGUUAUGAGAAUGUUGAGGAAUCUGAAGUGUUCUCUUCAAAAAAUGGGCCAUUGUUUUCUGGCUCUGGUAGCCCAAAAUUCCAAGCCACAUCAUCUCCAGGUCCAAGAGAAAUGGAGAUUGUUGAACUAUUCAGAAAGGUCCAGGCUGAACUUCGAGAAAGAGCAGCAAUCAAGGAAGAGAAGAAGAUUGAGGAUUCGCGAAGUCAAAGUAGAGAGAGCGAAACUGUUGAUUCCCUUCUCAAGCUUUUAAGGAAACAUUCAGUUCAACGAGGAAAGAGAAGUAGCAAUAGCAGCAGCAACAGAGACUUCAUUUUGGACCAGCCUGAACAGAAUGGUCCAUUCUCUGAAGAGAAAAGCACUAGCAUCUUUGACUCCAAUAACGCCGCAAAACAUGAUGCCUGGCACAAUGAAGGGGCUUUAAGCAGACCAAAAUCGAACUUCCAACGUAGAUCUCCAAUCCCUCAAAUGAAAUUCCAGCCCAGUUAUCCUGAUAAAGGUACUGUCAAUUCUGUCUCAGAAACAAACAUAAAUGGGAGAAGAAAGGAAACUAGUCCCAAGCCUGAUUAUGAUCACGAGCCCAAGCUUAUGGUUGAACCCGAACCCGAACCUGAACCUGAACCCGAGCAUGACCCUGAGCCUAUUUUUUCAGACGGGGAUGUAUUUGAUGAGAUGUCAGAGAAUGAAAUAUCUGAUAUUGAAGAAGAGGAUAGUGAUGAUGUUGAAACAGAAGAACAGAAUCUAGUUCAAUUGAAAGACUUAAGUGGAAUGAAGUUAGCUGAAUUAAGAGCUCUUGCAAAGUCUCGUGGCCUGAAAGGGUUCUCAAAGCUAAAGAAACGUGAGCUCCUGGAGUUGCUAACUGGGGGCUGAAUCUGAUUCAUUGAUACGUGAACAUGGAAAAUGAACUUACCAUGUUCAGAACAUGUUUACCUGCACCUUUUUUUGUUUGCAUGUCAUACUUUCACUUUUCUCGAGUUUAUGUGAUAUUCAAGUCAGUGACCUAAUCCUUUGGAAGAUUUGUGUAGUGGUGGAGUUUCUGUAGAGUAUGGAGUUUUGUUUCCUUAAUCUCUCUUGAUCACUAAUGGACCUCUUGACAGGGUUAGAUGUUUUCCUACCGAUUUUCUGCUGUUAAUUUUUAUAUUUCAUAUCUUUCUUUCUUACUCGUGUUUUAAUGCCAG